CCCAGGACCCUGCAUUCACUAUAUCUGGUCUCCCACAGUACACAGAACAUGGAAAUGCAAUUAUUUUAGUGAAUAUAAACUGCUAAAUACUUUUUCUCAUCAACGGUUAGAGCAGUCUUGUGACUUCUAUCAGUGUCCAGCUGAGCACUGGUUACAGCUUGUAGGAAGAAUUUUGCUCCAUUUUGCUCUAGGAGGAUGCAAAAUCCCUGACCCUCUGUCUGGACAGUUCUGGUUGGCCCAGUGCUGAUCACAUGCACUCUCCCAACAAAAAAAAACCCCUCUCUAGCAAUACACACCAAACUGAGCAUGUGCAGAGUGUCUCCACACAUAUGUCUUAUCAGCAGAUAAGAGGGGGACACUGGAAGAAGGGGAGAAUCAGAGAAGAGAGGCUCAAACUUCCUUUUUACACAAUGCAGAGGAUUAACCCCUUAGGUUCUACAGUGAGUAUAACA
Messenger RNA from Staurois parvus, 452 nucleotides. The record is from the annotation of a GenBank genome assembly. NCBI's taxonomy places the organism in Eukaryota, Metazoa, Chordata, Amphibia, Anura, Ranidae.